This is a messenger RNA of Achroia grisella, 1473 nucleotides long. Its product is annotated as facilitated trehalose transporter Tret1-2 homolog. The coding region runs from base 1 to 1473 and encodes 490 amino acids. Gene Ontology annotation, molecular function: transmembrane transporter activity. The record is from RefSeq and is a predicted model, not a curated record. Gene Ontology annotation, biological process: transmembrane transport. The transcript is spliced from 8 exons. Lineage: Eukaryota; Metazoa; Arthropoda; Insecta; Lepidoptera; Pyralidae. Gene Ontology annotation, cellular component: membrane.
AUGAUAAAUAAGAAUAUUGAAUUAGCUGAUAAUAGCUGUGGUCAUACCUACAUGCAAUGGAUAGUGGCAGUAUUAUUGAACACAGUAGUAUUGAACUAUGGACUACAAGUAGGUUGGAUUUCACCUAUGACAAAGGUGUUACAAUCAGAAACUUCGUCAGUAGUUGAUCAACCAAUAUCAGAUGAGAGUUGGAUGUGGAUCGCUAGUGCAGUACCAAUGACAGCUGUGGUCGGAGUUCCUCUGUACACAUACUUAUCUGACAAGUAUGGUAGGAAAGUUGGAGUUAUAGCAAUUGUUAUACCACAAUCACUUUGCUGGAUAAUAAAAUUAGCAACCACGAGUGUGCCAGGUCUUCUGGUAGCGAGGGUUUGUGCAGGCAUCGCUGCCGGAGGAUGCUUCACCGUUAUUCCAAUGUAUGUGAAGGAAUUAAGCCAGGACAACAUAAGAGGUCUGCUGGUGUCUCUCGUUGGAUUGAAUCAAAAUCUCGGAUACAUUUUUAUGUACGCGAUGGGAGCAUAUUUGGAGUAUUACACUGUGUUGUGGAUCGUAGUGUGGUUGCCUCUUGUUUUGAUAAUACUUCUAACGAAAUUACCAGAGUCUCCUGCUUUUCUGAUUAAAAUUGGAGAAUACGAGACGGCUGCUAGAACAGUUGCUUUACUUCGAGGGCUGGAGACAACCGACAAAGAAGUCAUCCACGAGAUCACAUAUAUGAAAAAUGAGGAUAAUUACUUCAAGUCAUUGCCUCCCGUGACGUUUCUUUGUAUUUUAAGAAACAAGCCGUGGCGUAAAGGCUUGAUCCUGCUGUUACUUUUACUUGGGAUCCAAGCAUGUAAUGGAUGCUUCGCUAUUGUAACAUACAUAUCAAGUAUUCUUGGAUCGUGUGGAGUCACCAUCAGUCUUGAGCUGCAGACACUCAGUAUACCAGCUUUCAUGAUUUUCGGCUCGUUCGUAACCAUAGUCACUGUCGAUAGAAUUGGCAGAAAGCCAUUAUUGGUGAUAACUUACGCCAUAACAGUGGCAUCUUUCCUGUGUCUUGCGUCAAUAUUGCUCAUACAACACCAGGGCGGCAGCGUUCCAGGGUGGUUGCCAGUGAUUGCAAUAGUAUCUGCAAUGUGGUCGUAUGCGGCCGGAGUCACGUCAGUACCGGGUGUCAUUAUGGCGGAAAUGUUUAAUUUCCAGAUUCGCGCAAAGGUAGUGGGUUGCGUAGUCAUGUGGGCAUGGCUGAUAACAUUUCUUGGCGUGUUUGUGUAUACGCCAAUUUCGAACAUGCUGGGCAUGCACACCAGUUUCUAUGGCUUCGCUGGUAUCAACCUUCUUGGUUUCUUUGUUUCCCUGGUAUUUAUACCUGAGACUAAAGGGAAAUCUGUAGAAGAAAUCGAGUUAAUGUUGGGCGGAGGACAUACGAAUUCAAAAAAUUCAAAUGAGGGUAUAAAUGGAAAAGAAAAACGUACUACCCCGACCACAAAUGAAUGA